Molecule: messenger RNA, 1175 nt
Organism: Parathielavia appendiculata
Lineage: Eukaryota; Fungi; Ascomycota; Sordariomycetes; Sordariales; Chaetomiaceae
Exons: 4
Coding region: 1-924 (307 amino acids)
Source: RefSeq, a predicted model, not a curated record
AUGCUGAUCCGGCAGCCGAACAAAAAUUCAUCAGAAUUACCAGAAUCACCACCUGCAGUCACGCUCCAUCGAGUCAAAGUGGCGCUCCCCGCGGCCGUCGUCAUUCUGUUACUUGCGUCAGGACACGGCACAAAGUUCGAAGGCAGCUAUGGCGAGGGAGCCGACUUUGGACCGUGGAGAGUGCCUCUUUCGCGUCAAUACCAUCUCUCGGGCCCCAACAUCUCGGCCCAGUACCCAGGAUCCGACCCCAUUUACGGGUGGUCGUGGACCGUGUCCGUCGUUGCAGACAUUCCUCUGUCCGAGGCCAACUCGACCCGCGCCGACCCCUACCCCAAGCAGACCUUUACUGGGAGCCGCGUGGUGCUUCAAGCGCCAACCGGGCCCACGUCGGCGGUGCACGACUCGUGGUUUGUCUGCGUUAUACACUGGGAUAUGGACCUCUUCGACUACCCGGCCAAGCUCCGAGCGGACGAUGGCAGCUGCUCGACCGUGCUCAGUGAGCAGUGCAUCCGCGACAUUGAGGCGAGGGCGGUGGAAGAGUACAGAGCGGCCAGCCCCAACCCGUCCCGAUGCCCCUCGCUUGCCGAGAUCGCAUCGUGCGAAGGUGAACAGGCGAAUACCCUGACAUUGGGAGGAUCGUUCGGUGCUCGGUGGGUUGAUGCAACCGCCAUCCGCAACUGGCCGGACGGCAAAUUCAAUGUCCGUCGGUUCGGCGGACCAUCGCACGAGGGGGGGAAUCUCACAGCGUAUGACGAAACGGGCAGUUUGGCCUGGCCCGUGUUGGCCAUGUGGGUUCCUUCGGCAAACACCAGGAACAGCACGGGUUUCAGAUCCCUCGGGCAUCGCAGCAGAAUUGUCUUGUGUCAGGGCCAAGGAUGCUACUCUGGGGAGCGUAACGCCAGGAAGUGGCACCGCCAGUGCUGACAACAGAGGGGUGGUUUUAUCAUCCGCCAUCCUGGCCGCAAGCGUCUUGUGCGUAAGAAGUUUUACUGCACUAUUAUUGUGAGCACGUAAGGAUGAAGGAACGCUUGACAGAAAAGGAACCUGGAAGCCGGGGUUGAUGAGUUGUCCGUUCUAAUGGCUUGAAGGCUGGGGUACAUGUAUAGUAUCUUCCUGUUGUUCUUCCUUGCCCUCACCUACUGCCAAUUCUGACUGCUAUGCUGCGUAUUGCCCUC